CCGAUUCAAAUUUCGAAACUCGUACCACGGUGCGAAUGAAACGUAAAAUUUUGAAUUAAAAUUAUUUGAGCCUUCUGAUUGGCCAGUCGUAAAUAAACCAGCCAGUUUCAUAUCGUUUAUUAUCUGUGAUAGUGACGAACUUGGAUAACAGUUUUAUUAGUUUCCAAGUGUUGUGUUUAAGAUUUGUUUUAUUUUAAUUUUGGAUGCAAAUUCGAGGCCUGAGCAACUUAUAGAUCGUGGCUACGAUUAAUCAAUUCAAAGCGUCUGGUGUCGCAAGACUUAUGGGACUUAUAGGAUAGUGUGGAACUGAAGUGAAAAAGUUCAUUUGCAGUAAUGAUGUGAAAAAGACAGACAUAAUGCGGCUGUCGGCGUUGGUGUGUCUUGUGGCUCGACUGGGUUUAUCAGCGGGUGGCGGCGAGAACGCCAAUGAAGUGGACACACUCAAACGAAGUGACAUCAUACCAGUCAGCGAGACAGCUGUCAGCGAUGCCAGCUUCAUCCCUGAUGUGAACGGGACCAUCUCCUCGGAGAACAUGGGGCAGCCCUACUUUGAUAACACCACUAAGAGGGACUACACCGCUGCGGUAGGACAGCCAGCGUAUAUGCAUUGUCGGGUCAAAAAUUUGGCGGAUCGGGCGGUAUCCUGGAUCCGCAAGCGAGACCUGCACAUCCUCACAGUUGGAGUUCACACCUACAGCAGCGACGCCCGUUUUGCAGCGUUGCACACAGAUGGCUCUGACGAAUGGACCCUCAGGGUUGCGCCGGCGCAGCCGAGAGACUCAGGCGGUUACGAGUGCCAAGUUUCGACAGAGCCGAAGAUAAGCUUAUCUUUUAGGCUCACUGUUGUAGUAUCCAAGGCGGAGAUCCUGUCAGGGCCUGAGCUGUUUGUGAGGGCUGGCUCCGACAUCAACCUCACUUGCAUCGCCAGGCAUGCCCCGGACCCACCAAGCUUCAUCUACUGGUACCGCGGUUCUCACGUGGUGAACUACGCGCAGCGGGGCGGCAUCAGCGUAGAGACCGAGCAAAGGACCAGGACCAGCCGUCUGCUCAUAGCACGGGCCUCGCCCAGGGACUCUGGGAACUAUACGUGCGCGCCCAGUAGUUCUGAUUCAGCGUCAGUGGUGGUUCACGUGGUGAGCGGUGAAAGACCAGCGGCAAUGCAGAGUAAAGCUAUGAGGUUGACUCCUACCCUACCAUCAUCAGUCAUCAUCAUCAUCAAACUGACACAGAAGAGAAUCUUCACCAAAACCUUCGAGCACACCUACAAGUUUACAUCAACAAUCAUAACCAAAAUUAUUCUGAUAACCAAAUUUUUGUGGGGAUACCGAGUAAGGCGAUUCAUCACGAGAUGACCAAAUUAAAGCAGAUACAUGUAAUGUGUUUCACUUAAUUAGUUAAUUAGAUUGUCUAAGACAAACUGACGUAUGAAGAAACGAAUUAUUAAUAAGUAUUUCAUUAUUAGUCACUAAUGGUAUUCGAUGUGUAAACGUGACGUUUGUUUAAAAUCAUUUUGAUGAAA
Molecule: messenger RNA, 1519 nt
Organism: Amyelois transitella
Lineage: Eukaryota; Metazoa; Arthropoda; Insecta; Lepidoptera; Pyralidae
Product: limbic system-associated membrane protein
Exons: 7
Coding region: 357-1352 (331 amino acids)
Biological process (GO): synapse organization
Cellular component (GO): neuron projection membrane
Source: RefSeq, a predicted model, not a curated record